Molecule: messenger RNA, 2169 nt
Organism: Diplodia corticola
Lineage: Eukaryota; Fungi; Ascomycota; Dothideomycetes; Botryosphaeriales; Botryosphaeriaceae
Product: iron-sulfur clusters transporter mitochondrial
Exons: 6
Coding region: 1-2169 (722 amino acids)
Biological process (GO): transmembrane transport; intracellular iron ion homeostasis
Cellular component (GO): mitochondrial inner membrane
Molecular function (GO): ATP hydrolysis activity; ABC-type transporter activity; ATP binding
Source: RefSeq, a predicted model, not a curated record
AUGCUAACCCGACAGCUCUUGCGGAGCGCCUGUUCUGCCCCGCGCUGCCGUUCCUUUCACGCGUCGCACACGAGCACCCCGCAGCGCUGUCCCCCGACACUUCGCCUUCGCUCCAUCUCCCCCGUCUCGCCGUUCGUGCGCGUCUUCGCAACUGCUCCGCGCCACCGCAAAGAUGACCCCAGGAUAAACACGCCUGAAGCCAAUGGCGCGAACAAAGUUGAAGGCGCGCAGACGGUCCUGAAGCCCGAGGGGACGCAGAAGGCGGCGGGGUCCAGUGUCAAGAACGACGCGCUGCUGGCAGAAAAGACGGUGUCGAACAAAGAGCAGCGCAAGGCGGACUGGGCCAUCAUGAAGGAGAUGUCGCGCUACUUGUGGCCGAAGGACAAUCUCGGAACAAGGCUGCGGGUCGGCCUCUCGGUGGCUCUGCUCGUCGGUGCAAAGGUGUUGAACGUGCAAGUGCCUUUCUACUUCAAGAGCAUUGUAGAUGCCAUGAACAUUGAUUUUGCUGCCCUUGGAGGCACGGCUACCACAGUUGCCGGGUCCAUGAUCAUUGCGUACGGCGUCACCCGCAUGGGUGCCACUCUUUCCCAGGAACUUCGUAACGCCGUCUUCGCCAGUGUUGCCCAGAAGGCCAUCCGUCGAGUGGCUUGCAGCGUCUACGAGCACCUUUUGAAGCUCGACCUGAACUUCCACCUUUCUAGACAAACCGGAGGCUUGACCAGAGCAAUCGAUCGCGGUACCAAGGGCAUCAGCUUCCUGCUUACCUCCAUGGUCUUUCACAUCCUCCCCACGGCCCUCGAAAUCUCCAUGGUUUGCGGUAUCCUCACCUAUCAGUACGGUGCCAAGUUUGCUGCCAUUACCGCCGGCACCAUGGUUGCCUAUUCCGCAUUCACCAUUGCCACCACCUCCUGGAGAACGAAGUUCCGGAAGCAGGCCAAUGCUGCCGAUAACAGGGCGGCUACUGUUGCAGUCGACUCCCUGAUCAACUACGAGGCCGUGAAGUACUUCAACAAUGAGAAAUUCGAGGUCGACCGCUACGACAAGGCCCUCCAAUCCUACGAAAAGGCCUCCAUCAAAGUCGCCACCUCACUCGCCUUUCUCAACUCGGGCCAGAACAUAAUCUUCUCCUCGGCCCUCACCGCCAUGAUGUACCUAGCCGCCGACGGCGUCGCGACGGGCCAUCUCACCGUCGGCGACCUGGUCAUGGUCAACCAACUCGUCUUCCAACUGUCGGUCCCCCUCAACUUCCUCGGCUCCGUCUACCGCGAGCUGCGCCAGUCGCUGCUCGACAUGGAAACCCUCUUCAACCUGCAAAAAGUCAACGUCGCCGUCAAAGACGCGCCCGACGCCAAACCCCUCGCCCUCGCCAGCCCCGGCGGCGGUACCAUCCGCUUCGAAAAUGUCACCUUCGGCUACCGCCCCGACCGCCCCAUCCUCAAGGACCUCAACCUCACCAUCCCCGCCGGCAAGAAGGUCUCGAUCGUCGGCCCCUCGGGCUGCGGCAAGUCGACCAUCCUGCGCCUCCUCUUCCGCUCCUACGACGUGCAAGCCGGCGCCAUCACCAUCGACGGCCAGGACGUGCGCGCCGUCCAGCUCGACUCGCUGCGCCGCGCCAUCGGCGUCGUCCCGCAGGACACGCCCCUCUUCAACGCCUCCAUCAUGCACAACAUCCGCUACGGCGACGUCGGCGCCACCGACGACGCCGUCCGCGCCGCCGCCCGCCGCGCCCGCCUCGACCACGUCGUCGCCGCCUUCCCCGACGGCUACGACACCACCGUCGGCGAGCGCGGCUUGAUGAUCUCCGGCGGCGAGAAGCAGCGCCUCGCCGUCAGCAGGCUCAUCUUGAAGGACCCCCCGCUGCUGUUCUUCGACGAGGCCACCAGCGCGUUGGACACGCAUACCGAGCAGGCGCUGCUGCAGAAUAUCAAUAGCGUCAUUAGGGAGAAGAAGCGGACGAGCGUGUUCGUUGCGCAUCGCCUGAGGACGAUUUAUGAUAGCGAUUUGAUCAUCGUGUUGAAGGAUGGGAAGGUCGUCGAGCAGGGCACGCAUGAGAAGUUGGUGGAUACGGGCGGUUUGUAUAGCGAGUUGUGGAGUGCGCAGGAGACGUUGUUUGUGGAUGGUGCCGAGGAGAAGCAGAAGGAGGGAGAGGGGAAGAAGGAGAGGGUGUGA